Messenger RNA from Oncorhynchus kisutch (coho salmon), 1590 nucleotides. RefSeq names its product glutaredoxin 5 homolog (S. cerevisiae) (gene glrx5). The coding region runs from base 185 to 658 and encodes 157 amino acids. The transcript is spliced from 2 exons. Gene Ontology annotation, cellular component: mitochondrial matrix. Lineage: Eukaryota; Metazoa; Chordata; Actinopteri; Salmoniformes; Salmonidae. The record is from RefSeq and is a predicted model, not a curated record.
AAUGACGCUAUUUUCGUUAUUGCGUAAUGGCGUCAUCACCCAAUGACAUCACAACGUCAUUUAGCAACUUUUAGCAACAAAUCGACCUGCCUCUAGCAACUUUCCCUGAAAAUUUGUUGGUAACACUGCUCCCGAGUGUGUGAAAGUGUCUCUGUCUGUUUAUAACUUCCUUCAAACGAAGACAAUGAACAACCUAAUUCGGUCGACAGUUCGCUGUCUUCGGUUGAGUUCAUCGGUCUAUCCACCGAAGCAAGUUGAUGGACAACAUGCAUCGUUGGUGUCCUCGGCCCGGCUCAUGUGUUCUGCGGCCUUACAGAAAGACCUUGGUGAUAUGGUGAAGAAGGACAAGGUGGUGGUGUUUAUGAAAGGGACGCCUGCCCAGCCAAUGUGUGGUUUCAGUAAUGCCGUGGUUCAGAUACUGAGGAUGCAUGGUGUGAAUGAAUAUGCUGCAUAUAACGUGUUGGAUGACCAGGAUCUCAGACAAGGAGUGAAGGACUUCUCCAACUGGCCCACGAUCCCACAGAUAUUCUUAAAUGGAGAGUUUGUGGGCGGCUGUGACAUCUUCCUACAGAUGCACCAGAAUGGAGACUUGGUAGAGGAGCUCCAGAAGCUUGGGAUCCGCUCUGCGCUGCUGGACGCUGAGAAAGAAUCCAAGUAGACAAACCAGUCGGUCGGUUUCCAGUGUAGAGAAAGCUGGUGGUUGACUUAGCCCCAUAACCCCCUAGGCACUUGUGUAGAUCUUAGAAGAUUUGUUAUAUGUACGUGAAAGCGCACCUUUUUCAGCCACAUACUGAAUGUUUUCAGAAGACACUGGCAAGGUGAAGCUACAAGCAUGUUGUGCAGGUAGCUUAGUGGCUAAGAGCAUUGUAACCCAAAAGGUUGCUUGUUUAAAUUCCUGAGCCAACUAGCUGAAAAAUCUGUCGAUGUGCCCUUGAGCAAGGCCCUUACACCUAAUUGCUCCUGAAAGUCUGCUAAAUGACUAGACUGUUCUGUACAUAACCAUCUAUUUCAGAUCUACAAAAGAGCCUGGGGGCUAAGGGCUGAUUUGGGAUUGGGUGUAUGAAAUGUUGCCCCUUCCACAAGUCCUAUAAGAAGGUGUGUAAUACAAUAGAACCUGCAGAAGACCAAACUGCCCUCAGGUGCCUAGGAUAUGAGAUAUCAAACCAGCCAGGGGAUCCCUUCAAAACGUACUGCCUGUAUACGUUUACUGUUUGACUGCAUUAUUCCACAAACAUGUUCUCGCUAAAGCAUUUAGAGCCGCUCAAAUGCAACAAUCCACAUCUUUCCUUUCUUCCGCAAUAUGAUCACUGAUCCAGUUUAAUUAUAUAGCGAGAAGUAGUGUGAUGAAGCUUGCUUUUGUCAAGUCAAUAGUCCCAUGUGGAGGAAGGGAGAGUACACAUUAAAACAAUAUUCAAACAGGACUACUAGACUUCCUGACAAUCAGUACAUCAACAUUUCCAUCUGCUGCAUACAUACAUUUAUGUUAUCUAAUGCUCAUGUAGUACACUGUAUAUUUAAGAUAUUGUACAUUGAAAUAUUAUUACAUGUAUUUUAGGUGCAUGUAAACUCUCAAUUAAAUAUUUUCCCACA